GACAUUAUGAGAAGGUGUGUUUCCGGAAGACGUGGCUGUUGCUGCAGUGGCAGCUGUCAUCCAAAUUAUUUAAAAUACCACUUUUAGAAUUCCUCCUCUGCUUUUCUUGUAUCGCCACACAUUUAUCUGGCGCCAGGAUGAUUUCGUUAACGGACUCCCAAAAGAUCGGAAUGGGAUUAACAGGCUUUGGUGUGUUUUUCCUCUUCUUUGGAAUGAUUCUGUUCUUUGACAAAGCACUUCUGGCUAUUGGAAAUAUCCUGUUUGUUGCUGGACUCGCCUUUGUCAUUGGGCUGGAAAGGACAUUCCGCUUCUUUUUCCAGAAACACAAGAUGAAGGCCACCAGUUUCUUCCUGGGAGGAGUGUUUGUGGUGCUGAUUGGCUGGCCCAUCAUUGGAGUUGUGCUGGAGAUCUAUGGUUUUUUCCUCUUGUUCAGAGGUUUCUUCCCAGUGGUUGUAGGCUUUAUCAGAAGAAUACCAGUCCUUGGCUCUAUUCUAAACCUGCCCUUGAUCAGCGCACCUUCGUAAGGCUCUGAGGACAAUCAGCAGUCGUGUAUGUGGACAAAGUGGGCGAGAGCAACACCAUGGUAUAACAGUGACUUUUUAUACCCAAAGAAGGCUGUAGGAGUACAGCAGGUUUUAUAAAACAACGCAAUCUCCCUGGGCGCUGAUUUAAAGCCACGAAACAUUCAGAUUUCCCCCUCCAGCAGGCAAAGACUGUUUUCUGUCUGUCUGUAUUUUCACUGGUCAGUGCUACCACUCAGAGGUUCACAAGAGUGUCACAGCACCUGUCUGUUAUUAAAGGAUGGAGUUACUAAAAAUAUUUCAAAUGCUAUUGAUCCCUUCACUGUUGAGAGCAUCUUGCAUGAAAAUGGAGGUCGGAAGACUCCUUUGAGGCCUCAUUGACUCUCUACAUGACUGUCACAUCCUCUAGAACUCGUAUACAAAACUGCCCACCCUCCACAUGGAUGAGACGUGGGCCAACAGCUUGUCAUGUCACGUUUCUGUGCCUGUGCUUUAACUUUAUUUAGACAAAAGCUUUAAAGUCCAGCAUUUUGUCUCUUUGCCAUUGUUCUGUGACUUUUGUUUUUCCGUAUUGCAGCUUUUUGAAUACCAAGUACGAAAUUGUAAUAAUUCUUUUGUCACAUGUAAUUUCUUUUUACGGUCGGCUGGGAGUUCAAUGUACUUUAGUAUAAAUUAUUUUUUUCAACGACCACUGCUUGACUUCAUGUAUGGUGAAGUGCUGUAGGAUCAUGCUAGUGUUUGUUGUGUUUUCCCCCUAAGCUACUAAAUGUGGAUAUUAUAAGUAGUAUAAUCAGUCUGGUCACACUAGAAUGUGGUAGCACCUAAUAUGGUUAAAUGCUAGACAUUUGGUAAGGCUAACUAGCAGACUGUGCUAGCUGUAAGUUAACUGCUGGCCAGCUGGGGGCAUGCUUUCCAGGUCAGCUGACUUUCUAAUGGUCAGUAGCAAGCUAAGCAGCUCAGUCAUUAACUUGAAAACAGUGUAAGAAUGUGCACUGUCUGAUUUCAUAUCCGUCUACACUGUUGCUUUUUUAAAGCAGUGCUAUUCUAGCAGAACACUUACAUAAAAGUCAUGGGUGCAAUUCCAGAAGUUCUGCUACUAAUUACUAUAUUAUAUAAAUAUGUUGCUGAUUGAUGGUUUAGUUGCAUAGUCCACAGAGUAUGCAAACCUGGGCUCCACCGCCAUCCACCCCAACCAUUUCCCAUCGACUCCAGUGGAGUUCAUAAAUGUGGAGCUUAAUUCAUAAAGAAGAACUAUAAUACAAAAAUAUUGGGAAAACAUGAUUUGACGAUGCAACACAUAAAAGACUACAACAACCUGAAGAGCAUGAAUAUGCUUGCAAAUGUUCACUGAAGUUGUAUUCUAUAUGUAAGACUGAGACAGAUAGCUUGGCUAAGUUUUACCCUGUGAGCAGAGCCACUCAGGAGUUCAGUUGCAGAUAUUUGUUUUCUUUCAGACUCCAGCUGUUUUAAAGCUUGUGAGAGCAGAGAAUUUAAAAGUGCUACAUGUAGCUACUAUGUUGCAAGAAUGUUUUUUUUGACUUUUUUUUCCAAGUUACCUUAUUAGCCUCUGAUAAAUUGAAGUCUUUAGGGGGCAGUGAUCCUAAUCUGUUUUCUAAAUUUGUAUUUCUCUAAAAAUACCCUUUAAGAAAACAAAAUGUUUACUGAAAUGGAUUAUGUGAUAUGAACAGCUUAGUUUUCUGCAGUCUGCAAGUGAAAUGUGAUGUCUUUCUGGAAAUGGGUGGUAAUAAAGCCAAAGUUCUAAGGCCCAACAUUGUUAUGAACUAAUCCUACUAUGGGCCAAAACAUGAAAAACACUGGUAUGUUCAUUUGCAGCAGAAACAUCUCAAUUGAAGAAAUCAAAUAAAUUUUUGCAGUGGUCAAACCUACAACUUCAUCUCUACCCUGUAAACACUAUCAAGCUGACAAAGUGAAACAGCUGCAGCUUCACAUGUCUCUGGACCUACAGAUCUCUAUAUUUAGGUGAGCAUUAGUUUCAUCAACUGUACCACUGGGAGAUAUGUUCUCCUGACAUCCUUUUUUCAUUUCUUCAUUUGUCCAGAGUCUUCUAACUCUACACAGGUUUUAAAUGUACAAAUUCUCCUGUUUGUUAAUGGUGAAACUACCUGCCACCACCCAAGAGCUGAAUAAAUAGGUUUUUCUGCUGUGGGUCUUUUUGCUGAAAGCAUCCAGAAAACUGAAAUUACUUGUGAAACGACAAUGUUUUGCUGUAUGGCACUUUUGUAAAUAUACUAUAGAAGUUA
Molecule: messenger RNA, 2782 nt
Organism: Acanthochromis polyacanthus (spiny chromis)
Lineage: Eukaryota; Metazoa; Chordata; Actinopteri; Pomacentridae
Gene: golt1ba
Product: golgi transport 1Ba
Exons: 6
Coding region: 138-524 (128 amino acids)
Biological process (GO): endoplasmic reticulum to Golgi vesicle-mediated transport; retrograde transport, endosome to Golgi
Cellular component (GO): endoplasmic reticulum; membrane
Source: RefSeq, a predicted model, not a curated record